This is a messenger RNA of Psylliodes chrysocephalus, 1166 nucleotides long. Lineage: Eukaryota; Metazoa; Arthropoda; Insecta; Coleoptera; Chrysomelidae. The record is from the annotation of a GenBank genome assembly.
ACAAAUGAGCUGUUUCGGGUUUUUUAGGUUAUUUGCCAUUUUGCCGUUGAUAUCCCGCUUAUGCUUUAUUUGGCUUUAUUUUUAGAUUUUUUAGUGAUAUAGUUGCCUUUAUUACAGAAAUUCCUGUCCAGUACAUGAAAUCUUUAAUGAAUGUGCCUCGCGUUGUUAUAUUGAACCUACUUGUCAAAAUCCAGAACCAGUUCAGCCCACUUUUUGUACUGAAGAAUGUACACAACGUUGUUUCUGUGAGAAGGGUUACAUCAGAGAUGCAAAUACAAAAACAUGCGUGAGGAUCGAAGAUUGUCCUUCUUGUACAAGUUACUGUCCAGUAAAUGAAAUCUUUAAUGAAUGUGCCUCGCGUUGUUAUAUUGAACCUACUUGUCAAAAUCCAGAUCCAGUUCAGCCCACGAUGUGUACUGAUGAAUGUGCACAACGUUGUUUUUGUGAUGCAGGUUACAUCAGAGACGAAAAUACUCGAACAUGCGUGAGGAUCCAAGAUUGUCCUUCUUGUCCAAGUUACUGUUCAGCAAAUGAAGUCUUUAACGAAUGUGCCUCACGUUGCUAUAUUGAACCUACUUGUCAAAAUCCAAAUCCAGUUCAGCCAACCAUAUGUACUAAGGAAUGUGCACAACGUUGUUUCUGUGAUGCAGGUUACAUCAGGGACGAAAAUACUAAAACAUGCGUGAGGAUCCAAGAUUGUCCUUCUUGUCCAAGUUUAUGUGAUCCAUACACAGAAGUUUUCAACGAAUGUGCUUCAGCCUGUCAACCUGAACCCACAUGCCAAGAUCCAAACCCAACAUCAUCUCAGUUUUGUACUCUUCAAUGCGUACAAAGAUGUGAAUGUGCAUAUGGUUUUAUAAGAGAUGCUGUUACUAAGUUAUGUGUCCCUGCAUGCGAAUGCCCUGUAUGUCCAGAUGAAUGCGGUCCGAAUAAACAUAUGGGUUGUAAACCUUGCUGUCCGGAAUCUGUAGAAACAUGCCAAAACACACAUCCGAAACCAUGCAACGGUUAUUGUACAUACGAAUGUAGACCCAGUUGCGUAUGUGAUGUAGGUUUUAUAAGAAAUGAAAUUACUGAUGAAUGUGUUCCACGUCAACAAUGUCCUUCAAGUCACAAAUUUCAUUAUCACCAUUAAAAAUUAUUAAAUAAAUAAACUAACAGAAGCA